Molecule: messenger RNA, 4299 nt
Organism: Actinia tenebrosa (Australian red waratah sea anemone)
Lineage: Eukaryota; Metazoa; Cnidaria; Anthozoa; Actiniaria; Actiniidae
Product: integrin alpha-8
Biological process (GO): integrin-mediated signaling pathway; cell-cell adhesion; cell adhesion mediated by integrin
Cellular component (GO): external side of plasma membrane; integrin complex
Molecular function (GO): integrin binding
Source: RefSeq, a predicted model, not a curated record
GUCAACUCACCACUUACUUUACAUAUUGUCACCAAAUCGAGAGUUCUGAUUGGACGUAGAGUUAAUGAGACUAUCAACACCAAGAAUUUAAUAAGUGUGUUCAGUUUUUGCGCGGUCCUCAUAUAUAAUGAACUAAAACCACGGCACACCRCAAUCACUGUAGUAAGACAGUCUACUGCAACUUUUGGCGUCAGAGAAAAAGCCUUUGAGACCAUAUUUUAAAAACAGGAUCAAAACAACGGGUUUUCUUUGCUGAGAACGUUAUCAAAAGAAUUUUUACGACUAUGGACAAACAUACUUUAAGAGUAUUUUUCGUAGUUUUAUAUGGAAAAUUUGUACUUUCAUUCAAUGUUGAUUUACGGGAGCCAAUCGUCAUGGAAUCGGGAUUUUCAGGAGAAUAUUUUGGAUUCACAGUAGCUUUACAUUCGCAUCGUUCUGACAACUGGGUCCUAGUGGGAGCACCUCUAGCCAAUCAGACUGCACCUCUAGGGUCACGUUCCUCCAUCCACGAAAGAUAUGGAGCUGUAUACAAGUGUAGGCCCAGUARGGGAUCCAAGUGUGAGUCGGUUCCUAUCGAUAUUACAGAUUCAUUAUCAAUGGAACACAAUGAUGAGCCGAUUGAUCUAGAAGAAAAGACUGGUCAAUGGCUGGGCGCGACUCUCCACAGCACGGGAAAGGACGGCAAAGCAGUGGCUUGUGCACCAAGGUACACUCUUACGGGGACAUUUAAAGAUAAUCCUGAAGGAAGAGCUCGUCGAAUGCUCGGAAGAUGUUUUCUUAUUCGUGAUAACCUUGUUGGUCAAUACAAGACAGUUAGUCCGUGUUACCAUGGCGAUAACACGAGAGAGAUGAUCUACGGGUACGGGCACGAUGGAUACUGCCAGGCAGGGUUUGGCGCAUCCUUGACCAAAGAUGGACAAACAUUAGCUCUUAGUGCUAUUGGGAAAAAUUAUGGCAAAGGAUCUGUUGGUGCCUAUUUUAAAGAAACUGGAAAAACGAUUUUCGUGCAGAAUUCAGAACUAAAAAUGGAAAACUGGGGAGAAGGAAUGGGUUAUGCAGUAACGACAGGACACUUCAAGUCAGCAAGCAAAGAACAACUUGUUGGAAGUUCUCCKAGAGGGAGUAAUUUAAAAGGAAAAGUUGUCGCAUUUGAGGUUAUUGGACAAGAGAAAAUCAAAGUUAGCUUCACGCUGCCUCUCCCUAAAGAUGCUCAGAUAGGAAGCUACUUUGGACACACUGUAUGCUCGGUAGAUCUGGAUAAUGACGGUAUGUCAGACCUACUUGUCGGUGCACCGCGAUACAGUUACGACAGAGAUGAAGGACGUGUGUAUGUUUAUCUAAACAAUGGUUUGGGUGCGUUGAACCUGAUGGACAACAUGAUCCUUGAUGGUGACCGUCGAAUUGAUGGUAAUUUCGGCUUCGCUAUUGCGUCAGCCGGCGAUUUGAACAAAGACGGAUUUAACGAUGUAGUAAUAGGUGCCCCAUAUGGUGGUGAAAAUGGUCGUGGUGCCGUCUAUAUAUAUCACGGUUCAAGUCAUGGAAUUGAUACAAAUUACAGACAGAAAAUUACCGCAUCRAUGCUGGCUGACCAGGAAAUUAAAACAUUUGGUUACUCGUUAUCUGGAGGACUCGACGUAGACAACAAUAAUUACCCUGAUAUUGCAGUGGGAGCAUUUGCUUCAGAUAAAGCUGUUCUUCUGAGGACGAGACCGAUUGUUGAAGUUAAAGGAAAAAUCAGACUCAGUCAAAACCAAAUUGUACUGGAAAACAACAAGACGUCUAUGUGUGACUUCGGUGAUGGGAUAAGACGAAAAUGUUUUACAGUUGAAGUGUGUCUACAGUUUUCCCACAAGGUACCAUUGAAUCAAGGAGUGAAUCUCAAAUACUCGCUGGAACUCGACCAAGACAUGCAGACAGAUUUUCUACGAAGAAUGUUUUUUCUUAACAAAAACAAAACAGAGAAAGUGUUUUCUGUUUCGAGUAACAUGUCGUUAACACAAGACAUACCCUGGAUGUGCCAUCCUGCCUACCAAGUCUAUCUCAGGGAAGAAAAUCGGAUCAAUGAUGGCGUUUCACCUCUUACUUUUGAUCUGAAGUUUGAUCUUGAAAACACAGCAGRUUGCACUCUAUGCCCAAUACUGGAUGAAUAUGAUGAUGUUCGACGACGAACCGUUAGAGAAAAGGCUCAGUUUGUGAAGCAAUGCGGCAAAGAACAAGACUGUGUACCUGAUAUGACAGUCAAAGGAAAAGUAUCAUUUCACGGGGGUUACAAGGACCUACGUAUUGGUAUGACCAAUGAGAUGCGUGUAUCGAUCGAUGUUGGCAACAAAGCAGACGACUUUGCCUACCCUGGUAAGGUUAUCGUGACCUACCCUUCACUACUGGGGUACAUUGGUGCAGAGGCCAAACAGGGAGUACAGUGUAACAGAAUAGACAGCGGGAAAGAGACCCAGGAAGCAGUUUGUAUAGUUGGGAUGCCCUUCAAAGGACGAACACAGAAAUCAUUCGAUUUAAAAUUCACUACGUCAGAAGUAAAAGGAAACAUCAGUGAAUUUUACAUCGAACUAUUCGCUACAAGUCCAAGUCGUGAUGCGGACUGGUCAGACAACAAAGCCAAAUUGAUAGUUAAUGUUAAAUUCGAAGCAGAUAUGAGCAUCACRGGGUCGUCAGUACCAGAUGAAGUAGUGUACGGCAACAACGUUAUUCUCUUGUCAGACAUGAAGAAAGAGGAAGAUAUUGGACCACUCRUCUCACAGAAUAUCAUGAUCAGGAAUGAAGGACCAAGUACAGUAGAUGGAUCAGUAGUAACUAUCAGUAUCCCAUGGAAACACAGCAAAGAAGACCAACAAAGCUAUCUGCUGUACCUGAUCAAUGUUAGGAACAUCAAGACUGGAAAUAAAACAAAAACCAAAGGUCCUGCGUCAGUUGUUGAAUCAACCCUCACGUUUUCUGAUGAUCAGCGAGAAAAACGAGACGAGGUCGCGGGAAUUGUGAGCUGUAAUGCAGCGGAAUGUUUGCAGUUUACGUGUAGACUUGGUAGAUUACAGAAAGGUGAUGACGUAGAAAUAUUGAUGACGUCACGACUCUGGCAAAGCACCCUAAUCAAGGCUGACGCUGGCGCCAUCGAUCUCAUUACUAUGGCAACCAUAACCCCUCCUUCAUCCAUCACCGAGCCACUAAAUGACAAAAGCAAUGAAAUCAAGCUUUACCUUCGUGCCAACCCCAAGGUGACCAAAACUGCUCCCGAGACCACCCCUAUCUGGAUUAUUAUUGUGUCAGUCCUGGCCGGUUUGUUGCUUCUUGGUAUAUUGAUCUUCAUUCUGUUUAGGUUUGGGUUUUUCAAACGAAAGCGCGCCAAAGACCUUGCGAAUGAAGAAGAAAACAUGACAUCAAAUGGUAAAUACGAGGCAGCACCUCAGUGACGGACAAAAACAUCACCUUGGCUUUUGAUAAAAUGCCUGUCAAUCAUACCGCCAAGAACCAAUCAAAACAAGUUGCGCAAUCAAAUGCGCGCUAUGACGUGUUAAGUUAACCAUCAUAAAAUGUCACUCAAAGAUGGAUUUGCUUAUGAACAACACAAACAAAAUCUUUAAAACAUUUAAAAAUUUAGUAGGAAAAUUGGCCUUUAAUUUAAAAGCUUUCAGAAAAAGCAGAAAUUUGAAUUGCGUGAAAAUAACUAGAAAUUGAAUAUGAUUAUUUUGGUUUUGAGACUAAAAAAAUUCCAUGGRAAAUGAGAGGCAAAACAUUAAUUUUGGUCGAAUUGGUAAACGUCGUCGCAUAAGUGACGCCCAGUCGCGUGACCACCAAGAAUUUGAGGUUCCCAUAAGAGUGUUUUCACUCAGGUGACAAGGAAGCCAUAUUAGUCAGUAUACCAAACACCCCAAAUAGAAACUUUCUGCAUAAGAAUAGAGCUCAAAUCCCCGAGGAUUGAACCUGGCCGCUGUGAAUAAAACGCUCGUGAAAACGAUCUAUARAUAUACUUCCACAAUUAAGUCAUCCUAAACAUUGAAAAAAAUGGAACCUGUUCUCAAGAGAAUGAAAUAGUAACGRGUAUUAUGGAAUUAGUGUAUUUUCCCCUUGGGGGGGGGGAGGUAGGAAGGAUGAGAAGGGCUUCUGUACCAAACAGGUUACUUUCUUCAAUGAAGACUAAUGCAACGAAGAGUUUUGCUUGGAUGCUAAAAUAAUAACAACUUCUUGUCAUGUAAAUAGCCACGAGUGUAAAAUACGCACACUAAUAUGCAGCACAAGGGAUAUAAAAAAAAUAUUUAUUGAAAUUUCAUUUGUUGGAAUAAAAAGAAA